Messenger RNA from Dacryopinax primogenitus, 906 nucleotides. RefSeq lists its product as uncharacterized. The transcript has 5 exons. Bases 1 to 906 code for a protein of 301 amino acids. Lineage: Eukaryota; Fungi; Basidiomycota; Dacrymycetes; Dacrymycetales; Dacrymycetaceae. The record is from RefSeq and is a predicted model, not a curated record.
AUGUUUGAGUUCGACCUCAUUACUGAAGCUGAAGCCCCCAACUGGAGCAUGAUGACAUUGCCCAAUGAUGCCCCUGCCUCGCCCACCAACAUGAAGAAGAUCCAGCUGGACUUCUCCUACAACCGCAAGACUGUUGUCACCCGCAUGCCAUUGACUGCUGGCCCUUCUAAGGCUGAAACGAUCCGUGUCUUGUCAGAGGUCAACAAGAAGGCCCCUGCCAAGGAGGGGUUGAAGGGCAAGCUUACCUUGUUCAACUAUGCAGUCCUCAGGAGAGCUCAUGAGCUCAUGGAGGAGUUUGGUCAUGGUAUGGUGGAGGAUAAUGGGGUUACUGGUGAAAAGAUGGAAGAAGAGGAGUAUGAACAUUAUGAUGGGAUUGUCCAUGCUGAGCCUGCCCCUGAUAAUGGCAAGCAGAAGGUGGAGACUGUCACUCUGGGGUACAACCUUGCUCUCUGGCCAUCCAAAGCCAUCUUGGAGGAAUGUCACCCCCAGAUUGACCUUCCCACUGCCAGGCCCAUCACAUAUGCGGAUGAGCAGGAGCAUGUUGAAUUUGUGGCAAAGGCAUACACCUGCAAGAUGCUCACUGAGAAGAAGGUCCUGCAGAAGGUCAUGGCUGAGGAGAAGUUGGGUGUCAAUCAAGAAGCAGAGCUCAAGACUUUGUUCUGGAAAACAGUCAAGUCUGAGACUGUGAAAGCAAAGGCAGAGGAGUGCAGGGCUGAGAAGACAGGCCAGAGACAUGGGGGGGGGUAUAAAGGUUGGGAGGGGGUGAAGCAGGGAGGUAAGGUGGUGACUGGGUGGGUGGGCAAGAAUGGACCCAUGAUCAUCAAGGUGGGCAAGGCCGCCGGCACCAUCUAUAAUACAGUCCAUACAGUGACGGGGGGGAAUUUGCCCUCCAUCCCCAACAUGUAA